Messenger RNA from Ectocarpus sp. CCAP 1310/34, 1251 nucleotides. NCBI's taxonomy places the organism in Eukaryota, Phaeophyceae, Ectocarpales, Ectocarpaceae. The record is from the annotation of a GenBank genome assembly.
AUGGCCUUAUCCUACCGCGAGCAGGAACACCAGGGCAUGAAGGCCUCCUUGGCGGCCUCCACCCAGAUCUGCAUGGACCAGCAGAAGCUCAUCCAAAUGCUACAGCAGGCCUCCUCGGCGCCGCCCCCCGCCUUCGACCCUGAAGACUUCCUCGUCGGCGUGGGCGGGGGCGGCGGCAGGCCCCCACCGCCACCGUCCCCGCCGCCACCGUCCCCGCCGCCACCAUUCGGGGGGGGUAUUGGGCGGCGGAGGGGUGUCGGGAAAGUUGGUGGUGCUGCCGCUGCGGGGGCGGCGGCUUGCGGCGGCGUUGUUGCGGAGACUGACAAGGAGGAAGUGGAGGAGGAGGAGGAGGAGGGGGGGGAGNGUGGUCGGGACGGCCGCAGGGAUUCUCAAGGAGGCGGGGGAGGUGAUCGCGGAGACGCGGUGGGUGGGGGCGUCGAUCCCCGGCGAGAGCUUCAGCACGAGGAGGGAGCCGCGGGCCAUCGCGGGGGCGGGGGGACGCGGGGUUUUUCUUCGCAGUCCGGCAGCAGAAGCAAGCUGAAGCACCGUCACGAUAGCGGGCGCAUUGGGGGCGGUGCGAGGAGGUCGGGCGACAUCGAGAUGGACGCAAUCAACGGUGGCACGGGCGGUGGCGUCGGGACGGCGGCGGCGGUAUCGUCGGUGGCCGCGGCAGCUGCGGCGGCGGCGGCGGCCCUCUACCAGCCGUACGCGAGGUCGUCGGCGUCGUUUCCUGACCCUCAGCAGCAGCAGCAGCAGCAGCAGCAGCCGGCCGCUGCGGCGGCAGAAGUGGCGGCCGCGCACGUGAGCGCCAAGCAGGCGAGCGCGCUGCGCGUGGCACGUGAGACGGCCAUGCGGGAAGGCAUGGCCGCCGCCGCCGCUGCUAGCGCUCUGUCGGGAGAAACGGCGGGAGAACGGGGCGGCCGAGGAGGCGGCCAUGUCGCCGGCGGCAAAAGCGGGGCGGCGGGGGCGGGGAGCGUGGACGGAAGGUCGAACCCGCUCGACGACGACCUCAUCAGCCACAGCAGCCUGCGGCGAGAGUACGACGACAUCUACCUAAACCAGCCCCUGAGGGGGGAACACCGACGGGGGGAGCAGCAGAAGAGCUGGGCGUACAGCGGGGACGUGGGGGAUGAGCACGGGGGAGCGGGCGGGGGUGGGGCCGGGGGGGCAGAGGGCGGCGGGGGCGGUGGAACCGCAGAUCUCGGCGCGGACAUGGAGGAGCUGGUUGCGGGCAUGGCCCGGGCGAGGUGA